Molecule: messenger RNA, 747 nt
Organism: Hypoxylon fragiforme
Lineage: Eukaryota; Fungi; Ascomycota; Sordariomycetes; Xylariales; Hypoxylaceae
Product: uracil phosphoribosyltransferase
Exons: 5
Coding region: 1-747 (248 amino acids)
Source: RefSeq, a predicted model, not a curated record
AUGGCUACGACGUCUGGAACUCUUCCCCAAGUCGGUCCCACGCAAUGCGUAGGACCUGACUACCGGGAGCCCAGUCAAAAGCCUGUUGCCACGGUUUCGACAGAGGUCGAGCAUGAUAAUGUCAUUACAUUACCACAGACACCACAGCUUAUUGCGCUGCUCACGAAGAUCCGCGAUAGGAAAACGGAGCGGGCCGACUUCAUUUUCUACUCGAACCGAAUCAUUCGUCUCCUUGUCGAGGAAGGGCUUAACCAUCUGCCCGUGGUUGAACACACCGUGACUACUCCCGUCGGCCGCACUUAUGCGGGGCUGAUGUUCCAGGGGAAGAUAUGCGGUGUUUCUAUCAUGCGAGCUGGCGAGGCCAUGGAACAAGGUCUUCGAGACUGCUGUAGGUCAGUAAGGAUCGGUAAGAUCUUGAUCCAACGGGACGAAGAAACGUCAAUGCCGAAGCUUUUCUAUGAUAAACUGCCCGAGGAUAUCUCCGAUAGAUGGGUUCUUCUACUCGACCCCAUGUUUGCAACAGGUGGAUCCGCCAUCAUGGCCGUAGACGUCUUGAAAUCGCGUGGGGUUCCAGAAGAAAGAAUACUUUUCCUAAACCUGAUCGCCAGCCCACAAGGGGUUCAAAACUUUGCAACCAAGUUCCCUAAGCUUCGGGUUGUCACUGCAUUUAUUGACCAGGGCCUCGACGAAAAGAAUUAUAUCAUUCCGGGCCUAGGCGACUUCGGAGAUCGAUUUUACACCAUGUAG